Messenger RNA from Zophobas morio, 5970 nucleotides. RefSeq lists its product as uncharacterized. The transcript is spliced from 15 exons. Gene Ontology annotation, biological process: signal transduction. The coding region runs from base 75 to 5888 and encodes 1937 amino acids. NCBI's taxonomy places the organism in Eukaryota, Metazoa, Arthropoda, Insecta, Coleoptera, Tenebrionidae. The record is from RefSeq and is a predicted model, not a curated record.
AGAAAUGAGGGGUUUUUUUACCUGUCCACAAAAAGUGACCUUGAGGAGGAGUUGGAUUUGUGUUGUGUAGCGUAAUGGAUGUGGUUUUAAAGCUGGGGCUGCUGGUGGGUUAUUUCGCCCAAGUGUGGUGCAACGAUUUUUUAACAACCAAUUUUUUUGAAAAUUUACAAGGACACCCUUUAAUAGCUGGGAAGGGUCUAGACGUUGGUUCUAAACACUUUAUUGAAGCGCAAAUCGCCAACUACGUUGACCUGGUGACAGGGGGAAAACCACCCUCCCUUAAGAAAAAACGCAGUUUAUUGGAUAAAUUUACAAAAAGCGACAACGGAAUUCAUUUAUUAAAUGGGGUGAAACCAACAGCUACCAUCCCCGUCCGGUUCCCCGAAGACAUCCAACUAUUCACCCAGAAGUCCCACAACUUCGCCGCCGCCUUAGAAAGCCCAAGUGUCAAACAAAGCGCCAAUUAUUUAGUGGUAUUUACAAACAACAACAAUACUUUCACCGAAAGCGCUAGGACUCGGGUGGUGAAUGGUACCAAGCUUGCUGUUAUCAACCUCGACAACUCGACUUUAAUAGCGGUGGCGGAAAAUGGUGCCCGGAAACAUAAUUUUCACGAGAAGUCGGGUAUUUAUCAGUUUAGUGGUGACGGACUUGUUAAAAUCCAGUCACUUGAUAUGCAUUACGCCCGCGAUGUGCUUUUUUGGAAAGUGCACGACGAGAUUUACCUGGGUGUAGCUCAGUUUACGUCGGAUCGGAGUGGCCUUGAAGUCCCGAUUUACAAGUGGUUGGGGAAACAUUUCGAUUUGGUGCAACGACUCGGGGCCACAGGGGCCCGAAAAAUCACCCACUUUGUCAUAGAUGGUGCGAGUUUUCUAGCAGUGGCUAAUUUUAAAAACAUCGAAAACAAAACACGAAUUUAUUCCGACAUAUAUAAAUAUGAAUAUCACGUGGAAAAGUAUGAGUUGUACCAGAGAAUUCUAACACAGGCUUGCAGCGAUAUUCAAGUUUUCUCUUUUCGUAGUGACAGGAAAAAAGACACGUUUUUGGUGGUUGCCAAUUCUUAUGAUUUUGAUUCGGAUGGCGAUAUAAAUUAUGACACGGAUUCGAUAGUGUAUAAAUUCAUCGAUGGCUAUUUUAUCCCGUUUCAAAGUAUCCGAGUGGCUGCAGUGCAACAGUGGAUACCAGUCGAAGUAGAAAAUGAAUUUCGGGAUUCACACGAUUUCGUCCUUUUCGCGUCCUCGCGCUUCGAAGGACUCAAAGCUUACCAAUAUGAUGGUUGGUCGUUCAUGGAAGUUCCUCAAAAGUUGCCCGAGAUUCUCACGAAAACGGGGAUAAAGGCUGUCGUUUUUGGAAACAAUUCAAUCGUGGUGGCCAACAAAAACAACCCCGGCAAAACCCCGAACGUCUUCAGCUUACAAUUCAAGCACGAACAACGCGUCGACGCCAUUUUCGCCGACAUGACGCACUGGUGCGACCAACGCUUAAAAAAAGUCGAGGAACUAACCACCGACGAAAUUUUCGACGCAGUGGUCGGCAAAACCGAGCGAGGCGACAUCGAAGAAACCGAAGACAAAGAAAUCCAGUCCAGAAUCGACAUCUUAACCCUCACCCUCGACGAAUUAAUCGCCAACGCUCAAAACCUCGCCGCAGACGAAAUUAUUUUCAACAACGCCACCUUCAUCGACAAUUUGAACACCACAACGAUAAACAACUUCGACACAGAAAAUUUACUAGAAAACGUGCUAGAUACACAAGAUGGGUUUGAAAUAGAAGAAGCGACAAUAGAGUCCAUGGAGGUUGACAAUUUGCGCACGCCGAAAAAGAUCAACGGGCGCGAUGUCAAAACGCUGCUGCGAGCGUCAGACGAUUUGACGCUGGACUCGUUGACAGUCGGGGGCACUUUGACAAUUCCGGAGGGUGUCAACGUCAAUGGGACCGUCAACGGAGUGUCAAUUACACCGCGAAAGCUUCUCCUACGACGGGGUGACCAGGAAUUUUCGUAUCCGCUGCGAAUCGACGCAGCUAAAGUUGACAACUUAGCCACAAAAUUAUUAAACGGUGAAAACUUGACAAGACUCGAAUUGUCAAACACCACACUUCAAAUUGACUACGUUUCUAACUUAACAGUGGCUAAUUUGUCCCUCGGUGGCUACGUUAACGACGUGCACACCCCCACUCUUCAAAAAUACGCGUUGACGAAAACCGGAAACCAAGAGGUCAAAUUUUUCGUCUUUGACACCCUCCAUGGUGACAAUCUCGACGUUGUUGGCUACAUUUCGGGAAAAAAAUUGUCAGAUUUGAUACCCACACACGGGGUCAACGUGUCCAUCAACCAAGACCUCAUUUUCAACCACCUCUUCAUCAACGAGCUCGAAAUUCGGGACUCGUUGAACGGAAUAUCAGUCAAAGACGGACGCUUGGACGUUCUGCUUAAAAACCACUCCCUCGAACAGGAAAUCACCGGCGAUAAAACGUUCGAUGACGUUAUCAUCAACGAAGCGAUUUGGCUCCAAGGACACAUCAACAGCAAAAAUUUGGAAAAAAUGAACCCCGUGGUGGCUAUCAACGACAACGUUUUUUUGGAAGGGGACAAAGUCGUGACCGGGUUGGUCGAAGUUGAGGGUGUGGUUCAAGUCAACGACGUAUUGACAACUGAUGGUACUUACUCGUUUACAAAAGUGGAAUCUGAAGGUCUCCGAUUGACAACGAAGGAAGUCAAGCCGCACUUGUACUUUCUGCAACAGUUGAGCGUUGAUCAGGUUGUCGUUGACACGAUCAACAACCACAGUCCGCGCGAUUUCGUCGUUACGGGGACUGAAGAGCCACAAAUAAUCCACAGUGUCAAAGUUUUUUUGGGAGAUUUGACAACAACGGGGGAGACGAACGCACUAAAGAUCAACGAUGUGGAAGUUGAAGAGUUGGAAAACGACGUUUUAAAAAUGGGAGGAGAUCAAGUAAUCGUCGGUAAACACCAUAUCAGACACUUGGUAGCUGAUAAGGUUUUGAGCAACGUCACCACUUUUGAUAAAAACUUAACAAUCGAGGCGUCUGCAGACAAUUUGACUAUCAACGACAACUUUAAAGCGGGUGUUGUCAAAGCAAAAACACUAUCAAUCAAGGGGUUAGUCAACGACUUAGCGUUCAAUCAAAUCGUUGACGAUACGGUAACUAAAGACACAAAUCGUGUCAUUGGUGGCCACAAGCACUUCAACAACCUCACCACUAACACCGUCACAGUCGAAAAUCGCGUCUAUAUUGAUCAAAUCCCUGACAAAAUAGACGAACUAAGAUUAGACGGUCCACUAAACAUUAAAAACAUAAAAAUCGACAAUCUCUACUUUGACAAAAAAUGCAACCAAGUCGAUAAAGUCGACUUCGAUGGGUUCGAUGGUAGCACCAAUGGUACCAUAGUCACCCGUGACCAAAACCUCGACACUGUCACCAUCUACGGCCACACUUUUAUCAAAUCUAAUAAAAUCGGUAACACCAGAAUCGACGAUUUGGUCGACAAUAGUGUCAAACUAGACGAACCACACGAAUUCAAUUUCGCCAAUUUCGAGUCUGGUGUCAUUUCCAAAAACUUUGUCAAGCUCGACGGCCACGUUGAAAAUUUUGACUUCGACAACGUCAUUUUUUCCGAUCAACCAGAUUCCGUAAUUUUUGACGACAAAACCUUCGACAAUUUGACGGUCAACGGAAAUGUCAAUUGUCAAGCGUCUGUCAACGGUGUCAAUUUGACGCAGUUUUGUCUGUUCGCGAUGGGUCAAACCGAAAACAAAAGUCUGGCGAUUUUGGGUAACGCAUUUUUUGCCAAAGGGCCUAAACUUGGUCACUUAAACGGCGCCGAUGUCAAAACAAUCAAACAGGAGGCGUGGUUUACCGAUCAAGACACCACUUUGAUUGGUUCGGUUGACUUUGACGACGUCAUUUUCAAAAACGAUAUCAACGUUGACGGUUUCGUCGACAAUAUUAGUCUGAGUCUUCUCCACCAAAACUACUUGAGUAAAACCAAACCACAAAACAUCACCGCGCUGUUCUCUUUCGAAAGCGAGCUCGUUUUUGAAAGUGACGUCACCGUUCCGAAUAUCACUAUCACCAGUGGCGUGGUCAACGGGGUUAAUUUGGACGAAUUCGUCCGAACGGCGCUACUAGACGACAGCGACCAAGUUUUCGAAACUCCGGUGUUUUUCGAAAAUUGCCUCGUCCUAAACUUGACUGGAGAGUUCACCGUCAACGGGUUACGACUAGAUAAGGACGUUAUGCUCUCGAACAAGGUCAAUAUGGUCACGGGGACUAAAAUUUUCAAAAAUUUGAACACGGAUUCGUUGAAAUUGGACCGAAAUAUUAAAAUUCAGGGUGUCGAUGUUCUGGAUUGGUUCAAGAAUUCGGUGCUUACGACGACGAGUUUCAACAUUACCGGGUUCAAGAGUUUCAAGAAUGCGGUUUUCCGGAAUGGACUCCAGGUUGGGGGCACGAUGAACGGGCUAAUUUUUGAUGUAGACAAUAUUAUGGUCAAAGAUAGCCCUCAAGUAAUCACGGGGCUCAAAAGUGUACGCGCCGACCCUGUACACCCAGUUGUUUUCAAAGGGAUUAAACUUAAAGGCUCCCUGAACCAGGUCGACGUUAAUGACUUAGUAAACAACCAGGCGUAUAAAAACCAAGCCAACGUAUUUAAAACAAGCAUGAACCUGUAUAACAACGUCACUACCAACAACCUGGUGAUCAAAAAAACCUACCAAGGUGUGAACAUGUCGGAAUUAAUCGCGAACGUCACGAAUUUGGGUGUCCUAAACAACCUAUUAAACGAGUAUGAGAAGCUUCUGGAUAUAUCGUACAAACUCAAGGAGUCCAUAGAAGAUCAGGCUUUUUUCCUCCACCAGUAUAAAAUCGUCCAAACUAUGAAAUCAGUGACCAAUAGUCACAAAAUCACGUGUCCAGAUGGCGCCACUAGACUGGGGAUUUUGGUGACCCACGACUCUGCCACCAAAAUGGAUUUGUACGAAUGGCACGAAGAAGAGGAACAAUUUUUGAUAAAUGCAACAAUCCAUUUCGGAAAACACCCAGACUACGUUGAUCAAGUUUUACAAGGUCGCUAUCUUUACACUGAAGAAAAUGAAGGCAAGGGCCACUUCACCCAUAUGUCAAACCCCUCCAUACCCCCGCUCACCAUUCAUACCAACUUAACCACCCACACCACUUCGUUCACCCUUCCAACCGACGAACCCUGCACUUUAUUUAUAUACAUGAAUAGCCCCCCUCGCAUUUUCUGUGAAACGAAAAACCAAAUCGAGUUGCGCCAGAUCCUUCCGCUCGUCGCAUACAAGGCGACAUCACUCACCAUCCGUGGCGCCCUCUACCUAGUCAUCAUCACCCAGCCGGAUACCGCCACCGAGGCACGCACCGACAUCUGGCGCUUCCACAACUCGCACUUUUCCCUCCACCAAUCCGUGUUCGAGGCGCACCCCCAGAGCGUCUCCGCCGUCACCCACCACGGGUUCCAUUACCUCGCCGUCGCCUCGGGGCACGUCCCCAGCGCCAUGUACUCCGGGCGAGUCGAAAUUCUGCGCUUUAACGAAGACACGCUUCACUUCGCCCCGUGGCAGAGCCUCGAGCUCGACGCCCCCACGCAGGUGGAGUUUUCAGUGUUGCCAACGCAAGAGUUGGUGCUGUUCGUCGUGACCGAUAGCCCCACCGAGCCGCUGCUGGUUUUUCGUUACGAGGGGGUUGCCGGGUUCCGGUUAAAGAUUACAGGGUCGGCUCUGCCGCACGUGGCGUACGUGAACCAGUUUGUGGGCGAGGCUGGACAUUUCCUUGCGGCGCAGGGUUAUGAUGAAAUGAGUGUUAUGAGAGCGAUUUUUAAAGGUGAUGAAAUUCGAAAGGGGAUUUAAUAAUGCGAGUCAUUGUGUGUUUGUAUUGUAUUUGGAGUGAUUGUUGUUAUAUUCAGAGAUGGAUUAAACUGGAUUUUUCCGA